This is a messenger RNA of Gopherus evgoodei (Goodes thornscrub tortoise), 847 nucleotides long. RefSeq names its product calcium/calmodulin dependent protein kinase II inhibitor 2 (gene CAMK2N2). Gene Ontology annotation, molecular function: protein kinase binding; calcium-dependent protein kinase inhibitor activity. The record is from RefSeq and is a predicted model, not a curated record. NCBI's taxonomy places the organism in Eukaryota, Metazoa, Chordata, Testudines, Testudinidae. The coding region runs from base 140 to 379 and encodes 79 amino acids. The transcript has 2 exons. Gene Ontology annotation, biological process: negative regulation of protein kinase activity.
UCCUUUAUGAUGUAGGGCUGCCCCAGCCCUGUGCACAGACAGCUCGGCAGGCUGCAGCGCUCCGCACUCCCUCGCCAGCCCGGCUCCGCCGCUGGAUCGCGCUCUCCGGCCGCCCCGCAGGACCCAGGCAGCUGCCAGCAUGUCCGAGAUCCUCCCCUACAGCGAGGAGAAGGUGGCCCGCUACGGCACCGACUCUGAAGUCAGCGAGAUCUCCUUCAGCUGCCGGCUCCAGGACACCAACUCCUUCUUCGGGGGCAACCAGGCCAAGCGGCCCCCCAAGCUGGGGCAGAUCGGCAGGGCCAAGAGAGUGGUGAUCGAAGAUGAUAGAAUAGACGAGGUGCUGAAGGGGAUGACAGACAAGUCGCCUUCUGGGGUAUAAGCUGGCAGAGGAGGCGCCUGCGCUGAGCUGCAGACUCUGAUCACUGAUUUAAGCACUUUUGGCCGUGCAUGUUUGUCGGACUGUGGUCAACGAGGAAAGCAAAGGAAGGAGAUGAGGCUGCUGGCGACACCUUCCACCCCCAACCCAGACCCCAGCCCGAGGCGCUAACGGAUGGGGCCAUCUCAUCCUCCUCAGCAUCCAACCGAGAGCAAUGGGACAAAGGGAUUUGGCCAUCCAGUCCUGUCCAGAUUUCCAGGGCGCCAUGCCCACGUUUGUCAGCACCACCUCCUGCCCUCACAACCCCCCUCCCUGCAGAAUGGAGAAGCCGGCUGCUGAGGCGCUAUCCAGGGCCAGCGCCACUUCCAGCGCCCUCCCGGGGAGCUCUCCAUUCCAGCGCCACUUCCAGCGCGCUCCCAGGGAACUGUCCAUUCCAGCGCGCUCCCGGGGAACUGUCCAUUCCAGCGCCAC